Chironomus riparius is the source of this 1044-nucleotide messenger RNA. Lineage: Eukaryota; Metazoa; Arthropoda; Insecta; Diptera; Chironomidae. The record is from the annotation of a GenBank genome assembly.
AUGCUCACUCACGGGUAUACUAUUUUGGGAGUUCUAUGGCCUUGGAAAUAUCCAGAGAUGAAAAUUCCGUGUAUUUUCAGAGAUAAUGCAUUUCUUGAUAACAAAGAAGUGUACGUUUGCGAAUUUGUCGAGCAAAAUAUCCCAGACAACCUUAAAAUAAUACCAGAUGGUUCGCAUCAAUAUAGUCGCAGAGGAAAUCUAAAGAAUAACAUUGAUGUUACGGGUGUUAUUUUCAACAAAUGCAAUCUUACUAAAGUUCCGCAAGGACUACCAAGAAUCUUCCCAAAUAUGAAGAUCUUUAGCAUUUGGAAUUCAUCUCUGAAAAAUGUCUCUAGGAAUGACUUAGCCGAGGACAAAAAUAUAGAAAAAAUUGGAUUUUGCAGCAAUGAAAUCGAAUACUUACCUGGUGACUUGUUUGAAGAAUUUUAUAAUCUGGAAGAAGUUUCGUUUAGUGGAAAUAAAUUAACAAUCAUUGAACCGAAUGAAUCAUUUAAAGAUUUUCAUAUUCAAAUCGACGAUCAAAAACUUCCAGUUCAUAAGAUUCUGCUAGCUGCUCAAAGUCCAACUUUUGCUGAAAUUUUGAAGAACAAUCCGGAUGUUGAGAAUUUAAAUCUAGUCGACAUUCCAGUUGACAUUUUUGAGAAGAUAUUGCAUUUUCUCUAUACUGAUGAGUUUCCACAUAAAGAAACAAAUUUCUUUGAUCUAUUUGCUGCUGCUGGAAAGUUAAAGAUGGAGGCACUAAAGGAUUUCGCUGCAGAGAAAAUAAUUUCUAUGAUUAACAAAGAAAAUGCAAUGGACAUUCUUAAAUUAAGUAAUAAGUAUGAACACAAGAAACUAAAGUUGGAAGCAUUUUUGAAGAUUAAAAAAGAUCACCCAAAAAUUGAUUUUAAGGAUGAUUGGAUUAAAGAUGUUGACACUGUGAUUAAUAUUAUCAAAGGAUAUAAGACGAAAGAAGAAGCGAUUAGGAAAGCCAAAGAAGCUAUUGAAAAAGCUGAAGAAGAAUUUAAGAAAAUAGUUAUAAAAAGUGAAAAGUUUGCUAAUUAA